Messenger RNA from Vanrija pseudolonga, 459 nucleotides. RefSeq lists its product as uncharacterized. The transcript has a single exon. The record is from RefSeq and is a predicted model, not a curated record. The coding region runs from base 1 to 459 and encodes 152 amino acids. Lineage: Eukaryota; Fungi; Basidiomycota; Tremellomycetes; Trichosporonales; Trichosporonaceae.
AUGGCCACCAUGUACGACGGACUCGACGCCUCCCAGAUCCACGCCCUCGCUCUCGGCGACGGCCGCAAGAAGGCAGCCGAGGCGAUCAUGAACCUCGGUUUCUCCAUCUGGACUCCCCUCUGCGAUCCCGAGGUCAAGGCCGCGCUCAAGAAGGCCUACAACCUCUACCUCAGCAAGGCGCCCCCUCCCACCGACUACCCGACCCUCUCGCUCACCGAGUUCGUCGGCAAGUACUCCGAGAUGGCGUUCAAGGCGCUCGAAGAGAACCUUUGCAGGGACAUCGGUCUCAGCGCCGCCGUGCGCAAGUUGCCUCGCCUCUCGCCCCUCUUCACUUCCAUCCCCCUUGUCAUUCUCGACCCCCUUGACAUUAAUGCCACUCCACCUGCCACUCCUGAACUCAAGCCCAAGCGCAAGGCAGUUCCAGGCCCACUUCGCUCGUACCGCUACAAGCCUUACUGA